Molecule: messenger RNA, 213 nt
Organism: Triticum turgidum subsp. durum (durum wheat)
Lineage: Eukaryota; Viridiplantae; Streptophyta; Magnoliopsida; Poales; Poaceae
Source: the annotation of a GenBank genome assembly
AUGAGGUUGCUAGGUGGGAUUGUGAGGCUUGUUGCUCUGGUGUUGAUGUUGGUCGUCGGUUCGUCGGUUCACCAGGCGGUGGGAGUUGGUGCUAUCAGGCUGCACGACAGAAGGACGCACGGGGAGCAGUGGGCGGAGGAGAGGAUGCAGAUGAGGUCCUACAUGACCAUGGACUACACCCGCGUCAAGCGCCGCACGCCCAAGCACAACUGA